GUCGUUUUUUUUCUUCUACUUUUUGGUAGCAAUAAAGAAGAAGACGCCCUCUGCUAUGGCAAGUCAGCAAACCCAAUACAGUUCCAGCUCAAUACUUGGCUUUCCAUCUCCAUUUACGUAUAUAACGCUUUUGUCGUAGGGAAUGUAAGCUUUUUCUGCUUGUGUUUUGAUUGGUUAUUUUGUCCUUUUAUUACUUUCGGUUUUCCUUGCUAAAGAGGAAUUUAUCUUGAGACCCAGAAGAAAAGAGAAGGAAAGAGGGCUAUAUUUGCUGCUAUUGACGGUAAUCUCGUCGUUUUUUAUUGUUAUGUUGUUCUUGAUGAUGUUGUAUAUUAUGCCUUUCAAGUGUUCGUUCAUAUGUCUGCUUAAGUUGACCAUACUUCUUUGCACAACCAGCUUUUUUAUUUGAUUUCCGAUCAGAUGUAAAUUGGAUUUAGCUUUUCUGUUCUGGGAUUUUGUUUGAUGUUUCAUGUCUUUGAUCUUCAUUGUCUGGAAAAUUACCAUAUUUUUAUGUUACAAUUAUUUUUGCAAGGUCUUUCCAUGUGUUAACUUCGUCAGAUGUUUGAAGAUGAUUUCACCAUCACAUUCAUCUUACCACUGCUACUUUUUGUUAUGCAUCUCUGAUUAGCACUCUUGGCUGUCUAAACUCUGGAGUCUUAGUUUUAUGAUAUCUAUCAACUAUACCUUCAGCAUUUUCGUACUGUAAGUGGAGAUGGGUUCAUAUGGUCUUUUGGAGUCCACUCUCAAGGAAAUUCUUGAAGCAAUAAAACCCUUGCGGGAGGAUCGGUUGACACGAGAUAGAGUCAUUGCUGACUUACGACAGGUUGUUCAAUCACUGGAAAAUUUUAGAGGUAAUUGAUUGUAUUUGCUGUAUUUUAGUCUGCCUGCCUAGUUCUCUCUGUUUUUGGGGUAGUUUACUUUUCCUUAUUUCCAUAAUUAGAUGGUUGCUAAGAGACAUCAAUACUUUGUCUGUUAAGAUGUUGAGACUUCAGAGCAGGGCAGUAACCCGGUUACUGCUGGAAACUAACAUCUUAUUAGAAUAUUGCAGAAGACUGUAACAGAAAUUCACAAGAGUCAAAAAUGGAAAAUUUCUACUUACUAUAUUGCCAUGAGAUGAAAGUAAUUGAUUAAAGGGUGAUUAGUUUG
Messenger RNA from Rubroshorea leprosula, 1143 nucleotides. The record is from the annotation of a GenBank genome assembly. NCBI's taxonomy places the organism in Eukaryota, Viridiplantae, Streptophyta, Magnoliopsida, Malvales, Dipterocarpaceae.